AUGAGGGCAGCCGCGCCCGCGCUCGCGGCGUCGCCGCCGCGCGCGGGGAGGCGGCGGCGCGCGCCGAGGGCGACGGGCGCGCGGCGCGCGGCGUCGUCGUCGUCGCCGCGGGCGGCGGCGGCGUCGCCCGCGCGCGUCGUCGUCGUCGUCGUCGUCGCGACGGGCGCCGGGGGCAUCAUGAGAUGCCGCGGCGACGCGGUCGUACAGCGCGCACCGCGAGCGCCGGGAGGAGGCCGCGGCCGCGGUUCCGCCGUCGUCGCCGCGGCGUCGUCGCCCUCCACCGGCGAUCUCCGCGCGACGUCGCCGUCCUCCUCGACCUCCUCCUCCUCCGACGAUUCUCGCGACGACGGCGACCGCGGCGGAGGCGACACCGAGAACAAGCUCCUCCUCGCGUGCGUCAUCGGCCUCGCCACCGGCCUCGGCGUCGGCGUGUUCAACAUCGCGGAGCACAACGUCCACGACCUCGUGUUCUUAAACUUAGAAAACUCCCCGGAGCGGUUCGCGGUCGAGGGCGCGCGGGGGAUGCCGGACACGUGGCAGCAAGCCGUCAGCGCGGUGGCCGUGCCGUUCGCCGCGGGGUGGCUCGUCACCGGGUUGCGAUUUCUCGCCGACGGCUUCGUCGGCGAGACACCGCCGAGGAAUCCGUUCGGUAACGGCGAUCGCGACGACGAAGGCGACAACAAAGGAGCCCCCACCGCCGCGCGCGCGCGGUGGAACGACGCGCUGCCGCGGUGGGCGAAGGCGGCGCUGAAGCCGACGGCGAAGGCGGCGGCGGCGGUGAUCACGUUGGGUUCGGGCGCGAGCCUCGGGCCGGAGGGGCCGAGCGUGGAGAUCGGCGCGUCCGUCGCCGGCGGCGUCGCCGGCGUCGCGGAUCGCGUGGACCCUACCGCGAAGACUCCGCGCGAAGGAGGCGCUUCCGCGUCGGCAUCGUCCGCUUCGUCAGCGGCGGCGUCCACGUCAGCGGCGGCUUCGUCCACGUCGGCGGCGGAGCGACGCCUCGGGCUCGUCGCCGCCGGCAGCGCCGCGGGCAUCAGCGCCGGCUUCGGCGCGCCCAUCGCGGGUCUGUUCUUCGCGUUCGAGAGCAUCCUGCAGCCCGCGGCAGCGAGAGGCGGCGGCGGGAGCAGCGGCGGGAGCACCGGGUUCGGGCCUCUGACCACGGAGUCUGUCAUCCUCGCGAGCGUCCUCGCCGCGGUGGUGUCGAAUCAGCUCCUCGGGGAACAGCCCGCGUUCAUCGUCCCCGCGUUUGAGAUCGCGAACGUCGCGGAGCUGCCGCUGUACCUCCCGCUCGGCGCGCUGUGCGGCGCGACCGCGGUCGCGUUCCGCGUCUCCUCGAACGUCCUCGGGAGCGCGUUCGACGCGCUCGAGCGCGGCGGCGAAGGAGGGAACGGCGAAGGAGGGAACGGGAACGGGGGCGGCGCGUGGCGCGUCCCGAAAGAAUUUCACGCGCCUCUCGGCGGCUUGCUCUUCGGCUUCGUCGCGCUCGCGUUCCCGGAGGUGACGUACCAGGGCUUCGACAACGUGAACUCGAUCCUCGGCGCGGACGGCAGCGCGCUGCGUCAGGCGUACCCCGCGGCGGUCUUGCUUCAGCUCGUGAUCGUGAAGCUGCUGACGACGACGUGGUGUCGGCAGGCGCGUGCUUCCGGGUUGGUCGGCGGCGUGUACGCGCCGAGUCUGUUCAUGGGCGCCGCGUUGGGGUCGGCGUACGGCACCGCGCUCGUCCCGUUCGCGCUCGCGGGCGCGCCGGUGGCGCCGCCGCAGGCGUACGCGCUCGUGGGCAUGGCUGGCGUCCUCGCGGGCGUCUGCAAGGUGCCGCUGACCGCCAUCUUGUUGCUGUUCGAGCUCACGCACGACUCGAGGAUCAUCGUGCCGCUGUUGGGGACGGUGGGCGUCGCCGCCGCCGUCUCCGGCGCGGCGGAGCGAAAGAUGGACGUGAUGCGGUCCGAGCGCGGGAAGGUUCAAAAUGACCCGGUCGGGAGGGUCGCGCGACGAGGGACCCUCCCGGGCGUCGACGACGACGACGACUGCGUGGCCAGGGACACGUGCACGCUGGACGAGGACGACGGCGGGCCCCUGGACGCGACGAUGGACGACCGUCCGCCGCCGACGACGGCUGGGAGGGAGGGCUUGUACUUGGCGCUGGAGGCGUUCGACGCGGGCGGCGCGGACGCGGACGCGGACGCGGGCGAAGGAGAAGGAGAUGGAGAGGCGCGGUCGUGGUCCGACGGCGACGCCGCCGCGGAAAUAUUGUCCUCCGUUCUCGUCGCGGACGCGAUGCGCCGCGACGCCCCCAGGGUGUCGUCCGACGCGAGCGUCCUCGACGCCGCGCUCGCCGCCGCGGCGGGCGGCGCGCGCGAUCCCUCGGGAGAAGGCGGGCGGCGCGGCGGUCGCUGCGCCGUCGUCGUCGACCCGACGGACGGCGCGUUCGUCGGGCUCGCGACGGCGUCGUCGCUCGUCGCGGCGCUCGAGCGGGGAGACGGCGGCGGUCGCGCGCGAGACGCGUGCGACGGCGGCGUGCCGAGGGUGACGUCUAGCGCGUCGUUGCGCGACGCGUUGGCGACGAUGAACGCCGCGGGCGGCGCGGCGGUGGCCGCCGUCGUCGCCGCGGAGGGCGCUUCCGCGUUGGGGGUGUUGGAGAGGGCGGCGGUGGAGACGGAGAGGGACGCGGCGUCGUUGCGCGCGUCGCUGAGGGCGUUCGAGGAGAAGGCGGGGCGAUCCGCGACGAGGGAGGAGACGAACGCGCCGCGGUAGAAGAGCGCUCCUUCGGCGCGGUCGGUUUUAUCGUACGUAGAGAAUUCUAGAGUCGGUCGCGCGUUGCGUUCUUCGCGCGAGCUACGGGUAUCUUACUUAAUAGACUAGCUU
Molecule: messenger RNA, 2859 nt
Organism: Micromonas pusilla CCMP1545
Lineage: Eukaryota; Viridiplantae; Chlorophyta; Mamiellophyceae; Mamiellales; Mamiellaceae
Product: chloride Carrier/Channel family
Exons: 2
Coding region: 1-2748 (915 amino acids)
Biological process (GO): transmembrane transport; chloride transport
Cellular component (GO): membrane
Molecular function (GO): voltage-gated chloride channel activity
Source: RefSeq, a predicted model, not a curated record